CAUUCUCUGUCAAGUCACGCUAAUGUCAUUGACCCGUUUUAUCACACGUAGAGUAUCUAAUUGGAUUAUAUUUAAUAAAAUUAUAUAUUUUUAAGUUAACAUUGUGUAAAGAAUUUAAAAAUUAGUCUCCACAAUGUGGCUGGACGAAGCGGAUGGUUUUGCAGAGAUAUUUAGGGGCUAUUUACCCUAUUAUUUGCUUGUUGCUCUGCCCAUAUUUAUUAUCAUGUCUCCAGUAAAUCCAGUGGCAGCAUCACAUGAAUUUUCUGUAUAUAGAAUGCAACAAUAUGACCUUCACUCCUUACCCCAUGGUUGUCGAAGUGCUAGCUUCAAUCUAGAGGGUCGGUCGCUGUCGUCAUGGAGCACGGCACGACACUGUGUGGUGGCUCGCCUACAGGACAUCACUAUUGAACAGUUUGUGGAAAUAAGGAGUAAAUCUCCGGCCCUCUUGCUGGUGCUGCCUAAAAAUAAUACUGAACUGACAGAUGAACAAAAAGAGCACAUCCAACUCCUGGAAAUGGCGAUGGUUCAACAAGAAAUGUUAGCUCCUGUUUACUUUGCUAAAUGGUCCCCUGAGUUUGAGGAAAUCCUAGACGAUCUGCAGCACAGUUUUAUAACUGAUGAAAAAUCUGGCACUGCUUUAGAGGCAAUGUUUAAUACAGUCUCUUCAAAUGGAUAUCAAAUCGUGGUAUCAGCUCCAACUCCACAGAAGUUGGAGUCGAAGCCGGUGACACUGCACGGCAAGCUGAUGGGCAAGUCGGCAGCGCAGACUAUUGUGAUUGCAGCACAUUAUGAUGCAGCAGGACUUGUACCUGAAUUAGCUCAAGGUGCGGAUUCAAAUGCAUCAGGAGCAGUAGCAGUUCUAGAACUAGCUAGAAUCUUCUCUCGUUUGUAUUCGAGUGCGGCAGUACGAGGUGGACCUUCAUUAUUGUUCAUGCUGACUUCUGUGGGCCAUUCACUGAAUUAUUUCUCUACAAAAAAAUGGCUUGAAGAACAAUUGGAUGCCACCGAUGCAUCUUUGUUACAAGAUGUUUCUUUCGUCCUGUGCCUGGACUCUAUAUCUUCGGCGGGGUUGAGGCUGCACGUGUCGAAGCCGCCGCGCGCGGGCGGCGCCGCGCACUCGCUGCAGGCGCGGCUGCGCGCGCCGCUCGUGCACAAGAAGAUCAACCUCGCGGACGAGCUGCUGGCCUGGCACCACGAGCGCUUCAGCAUCCGGAGGAUGACCGCCUUCACGCUCAGCUCACUGCAGAGUCACAAAGAGGUAGGUCGCAGCAGUAUCCUGGACACCUCCUCCGAGGAGUCUCUGAAGCAGCUGGUGUCCAACAUCGUGGUGACGGCGCGCGCGCUCGCCUCGCACAUAUACAACCUCACGGAUGAACUCAAUGAUGAGGAUGCAGCUUUGUAUGACGAGGCUUUGGGUGUAGACGAGGCAGCAGUCAAGCACUGGUACGAGUACUUGUCGUCGCAGCCGCGGGCGCCGCACAUCAUCACCACGAUACCACCGAAUACAGGUGUGACUGGCGCGCUGGAGCGGGCGCUGUCCCGCUACGUGGACGUGACGCUGAGCGUACACGCCAUAGACAAGCGCGAGCCGGAGUACGUGCUGUACGCGCCGCUCGCCGCGCAGCUCUACGUCUACAGCGUCAAACCUGCAGUUUUCGAUCUCAUCUUAACUCUAGCGAUAGUAGCAUAUCUAAGCGUAGUUUACUUCGCUAUACAAAUGUUCCCAAAGUUUUAUGAAGAAUAUGCUAAAUUUGUAACAGGCAAAGUUAAAGUGAAUUAGUUUUAUUGAAAACUGUGUGCGAUUUUGAACUCUAAUCGAUUGGGAUAAGAUAGUUUGUGUGGUUUCGCAAAUAAAAGACAUUAAAUGAGUGAUUUUAAAGUAAUUCUCGUAUCAUUAACAUGCUAAUUUUUAAAAGAAAUUCUUAUGAAUAGUUUUCCUUUAAAAAAAAAAUAUUUUAACAGUAUACAUUUUCCUAUAUUAAGAAGGAAAUUGAGAUAAAAGAUGAUAUCGAUCUGGAGAACGGAAACUGGUGCAUGCACCUAACUUGUAUAAUGACAUAUCCACAUAACUAUGAAAAUUGAGUCAUUCCUCUUAUUAUUUUAUGAAAUAUCAAUCAUAUUAAGAAAAUAUAUAACUAUAUUAAAUUUCAUUAUCGCACACAGUUACUAUCAUAAGAGUUGAACAAUGUUUUAAUUUUAUUUUAGUGAAUUUAUAAAGUACAGUUGAUCCAGUAAACUAUUAAACUACUUUUUAGUUAUUGCAUAAAAACAUAUUCAUGGUAUUAAAAAAAAUGUGGGCCAAAGAUGGUCCCUUGAGGGAGUCACGCGAAUUUUACUUGAAAAUUGGUCCUUGUGUUUAUUUUAUUAACAUGUAUUGCAUUUAAAUUAUAAAAAAGGUAUAAUUCAGUACAAUUAGUGUACUUUAAUGUGUUUUAUUUAUAUUUGUAUAUUAAAAUAUUAUAAUUGACAAUAUCGAACGCUUUAGUUAAAUCUAAAUUUUUUAUUGGAUCAUCUGUACUGUAUAUUUGUUAAAGCAUCAAAGAAAUACAAACUCAAAUACGAGUCAUAGAUUACGAAGUUUUUUGUUUUUAAUAUUAAGGAAAAUAAAUUAUGAAAAAUAAAUGGUUAUUAAGGUAAUUCGAUAAAAAGCAAUAUAUCUUAUGUAUUGGUGAUUGAAUUUGGGAAUGUCUUUCUGUAUAUAACUUCUAUGUUUUAUUUCGCCGUCCUCACUUCAAGUUCCUUUGACAGUAAAGUAUAUAAUAUAUUGAAGUAUAGCCUGACCAAUAAUAUAAAAUUCCUACAGCCUUAAAGUUAAACUUAGGAAUAAACUGAGUAUAAGUGAAAUUUUCACUAAUAUUCGUAUGGUUUUUAGUGUUUUGGCUAUUAUGUACACUUCCUUAUGUAUGCAAAAUAAUCAUAGAAUGGUCAAAUGUUAUAUUUGACACUUUUAACCAAAAUUUUCAAAAACUACGAAACUGUUACUUUUUUAAUUUCGAUUGACUUAUUAUGGUAAUGUCAAUCGAAUGUGAAAAUAUAUUUCUCUUUUUGAUCGACAUCCCAAAAGAGGUACUCAAUUCGUCUGUAUGUUUUUUUUUUAUUUUAAACACUAAGGUUACAAAAACUCACGAAAAACAUUUUUCACAUUUAUUCCAUUCAUGUUUGAAGCUCGUAUCGAUUCUUUAAUCGAUUUUUCUAAGCAAGUCGACGCACUAUGAAUUUAAAAUUGACAGCUGUCAAAUAUGACGUAAUGAAGUGGUAUUUUUCCGCUAUAUGGCAAGGAUUUUUAUAUUUCUGGUUCAGGUUGUUUCCGCAACAUAUCUAAAAACGUAGAUAUAUAAACUAUAGAUGAAGUGUUCCUAACAAUUUGACGUUUAUUAUUGAAUCGAAUUUCGAGUCAUUUAGUCAUUAAUAACUAACUGUUGCACACGACUUCGUCCGCGUGAAAUUAAAAAUAUAUAACCUAUGUUAUUCACUGAUAACGUAGCUUUUUCAUGAUAAAAGAAUUUUUCAAAUCGGUUGUGGUUUUUGAUUUAUUUCAGUACAUAAAAAAACAUAGAUGGAAUGACAAAAUAUCUAUAGAUUGUAUAUCUAUGUCUAUAACAUAAAAUAGCUACGUGAGAUGCUCACUUAAGUUAUAAGGUGUGUGAAGAUAACUUGAUUUAAGUUAAAGUUUCGAACAAUAAGUUCCGCUUAUCUAGUGUUCGUAAUCGAUUAGUAUUUACGAUCUCUUUGUAAAUUAAAAUAUUUCUUUGAAAUGUUUCAUGCAAUGUGACUUUUUUCUUUUAUUUACUCUUUUUUACGUAAGUAAAUCUUUUGUUUGUUUAUAAGAAUAUAUACAUUUUUCUUUAAACAAUAGUACAGUCAGGGAAUUCGACGGUGACCCAACUUGAAGCUAUAAUUGAGUUUUGUCAGUACACGGUUAAUUUUUAAAA
Molecule: messenger RNA, 3932 nt
Organism: Papilio polytes (common Mormon)
Lineage: Eukaryota; Metazoa; Arthropoda; Insecta; Lepidoptera; Papilionidae
Product: nicalin-1
Exons: 10
Coding region: 134-1780 (548 amino acids)
Biological process (GO): regulation of signal transduction
Cellular component (GO): endoplasmic reticulum membrane
Source: RefSeq, a predicted model, not a curated record